Molecule: messenger RNA, 5191 nt
Organism: Neofelis nebulosa (Clouded leopard)
Lineage: Eukaryota; Metazoa; Chordata; Mammalia; Carnivora; Felidae
Gene: MACC1
Product: MET transcriptional regulator MACC1
Exons: 4
Coding region: 1-2559 (852 amino acids)
Cellular component (GO): cytoplasm
Molecular function (GO): protein binding
Source: RefSeq, a predicted model, not a curated record
AUGUUAACCAAUGAAAGAGCCCAUUUUUGGUCAGGAGGGAUUUCACGAAGUAAGUCUGAGGGAAAUUUAUGUGACAUGGAAGGUCAAAAAUCCUCAAGAAAUUUCCAUAUUACAGAAUGUCCAGACCCAGGAUUUCUUCUCAAUUGGCCAGAUGCUUUCACCUGUCAUGGCAAUAGUGCUUCCAAAAUUACAAAUCCAUUCUGGAAUGAAUUGUCUGCUUCUAACCCAUUUUUGGAUGACAUAACUCAGCUAAGAAAUAACCAGAAGAGAGACAAUAUUUCCAUCUUGAAGGAAGAUCCUUUUCUCUUUUUUAGAGAAAUAGAAAUCGGAAAUUCUUUUGAUUCCUCUGGCGAUGAACUGGACGUGCAUCAGUUGCUUAGGCAGUCUUCCCCACGGAAAGCUGGAAGAUCUAAAAGUGUUUCAGAACUUUUGGACAUUUUAGAUGACACAGCACAUGCCCAUCAGAAUAUACAUAACUCUGACCAGAUACUAGAACAAGACUUAGAAUGGCUUCAGAAUGACAGAGAGGCUUAUAAAAUGGCUUGGUUAAGUCAGCGCCAGCUGGCCCGUUCCUGCCUGGAUUUGAAUAUAAUUAAUCAGAGUCCUGGAUGGGCCCAAACACAAGUUGCAGAGACUGUGACAGUUUGUAAGUUAAGCCACCAAGGAGGAUCAGUACAAUUACCUGAAUCAGAUAUCACUGUUCAUGUACCCCAAGGCCAUGUAGCUGUGGGAGAAUUCCAAGAGGUAUCUCUAAGGGCUUUUCUUGAACCUCCACAAACGCUUAACCAUGAUCUUUCAUGCACCGUAAGUCCACUGUUGGAAAUCAUGUUAGGCAACCUUAACACAAUGGAAGCCAUUUUGCUGGAGAUGAAAAUAGGGGCUGAAGUGAGAAAGGAUCCUUUCAGCCAAGUCAUGACAGAAAUGGUAUGUUUACACAGCUUGGGUAAAGAAGGCCCUUUCAAAGUGUUAAACAACUGCUAUAUUUAUGAAGACAUUAUUCAAGUCAAGCUAAUAGACUUGAGCCAGGUGAUGUAUCUAGUGGUUGCUGCACAAAUUAAAGCUACUCAGUCACCAGCUGCCACCAUUUGGGAUUGUAUCCACAAAACCACAUCAGUUGGAAUUUAUGGGCCCAGAUAUAUUCAUCCCAGUUUCACUGCUAUUUUUAUAGUUUGUGGACACAGUUAUAUGCCAGGAAAGCUUACAAUCUCUGAUAUUAAGAAGGGUGGUAAAAACACAUCUCCGGUUGUGUUUCAGCUUUGGGGGAAGCAUUCAUUCUUCCUUGACAAGCCACAAGAUUUAAAUAUUUCUGUUUUUUCAUGUGAUCCUGAUUUUGAAGUGAAGGCAGAAGGAGAAAGGAAAGAAAUUAAACAAAAGCAGUUGCAAGCAGGUGAAGUAGUUAAUCGACAAUUUUUAUUUUCCUUAGUUGACUCCAGAGAAAUGCACUUGUUUGUUUUCCGUGUUCAGGUGGAGCCUCCCAAUGGUAGAGCACUUACACAGUUCUUUAUCACUACACCUGAUCCAGCUCCGAGCCUAAAAAGGCUCUCAAAUUUGCCAGGUAAUUUGCAGGAAGAAAAGAAAAUCAGGUCUGCUCCAUUGUUACCAACAGUGUGUAUUAAAUAUCCCACAUUUCAGGACAAAAAAAUGAACUUCACCAACUAUGGGGUAGCCUUGAAGACAGUGCUAAGACAAAAAAAGAUUGACUACUUACUUGAAUAUUUCAAAGGGGACACAGUAGCUCUUCUUGGAGAGGGUAAGGUAAAAGCUAUUGGGCAGUCCAAAGUGAAAGAAUGGUAUGUGGGAAUCUUGAGAGGUAAGGUUGGACUUAUACAUUGCAAAAAUAUCAAGGUGAUUGCCAAGGAACAAGUAAUAUCUAUGUCAGAUAAUGUCUUCACAACCAGAAAUCUUCUUGAACAAAUUACCCUACCCUUUAAAAAACUGACGUACAUCUACUCAGUUGUAUUGACCUUGGUGUCAGAAAAAGUUUACGAUUGGAAAGCUUUAGCCGAUGUCUUGGGUUACUCACAUCUGGCACUAGAAGAUUUUGAUCAAAUACAAGCAGACAAAGAAUCGGAAAAGGUUUGCUAUGUCGUAAAGAAGUUAAAGGAAGAUUGCCAUGCAGCUAGACACACCAGGAAGUUUCUUUAUGAACUUAUUGUGGCUCUGCUGAAGAUGGAUUGCCAAGGGUUAGUAGCACAGCUCAUCCAAGAGGCUGCUAUUCUGACAUCAGCUGUCAAACUUGGAAAAGGCUGGAGGGAACUAGCUGAAAAGUUAGUGCGACUCACAAAGCAACAGAUGGAGGCAUAUGAAAUUCCUCAUCGAGGAAAAGCUGGAGGUAUUGCUGUUGAGAUGAUGUGGAAACCUGCUUAUGAUUUUCUCUAUAAUUGGGGUGCUCAUUAUGGAAGUAGCUACAGAGACGUGUUACAAGACCUUCAAUCGGCUUUGGACAGAAUGAAAAACCCUGUGACCAAGCAGUGGCGAGAGUUAACUGGAGCUUUAAUACUGAUACAUUCCUUAGAGUUUUUGAGAGCAACUGCAUUCUCUACUUCUGAGGAAGUAUAGGGUAUGUUUUGGGGAAGAGGGAGAAUGGUAGGAGGGAAAUGGAGUGCAUGUGUGUGUAUGUGUGUGUGUGCGUGUGGUGUGUGCACACACACGCGUACAUGAAGAAUCUCAGAAAAGUAUUACUUUUUUUUUUCAUUUGUCAAAAAAUAUUUUUUCCUGGUGAAAGCACAGCUUAACACAAAAUCCAAGGAUACAUUUUAUAAUUAAACAUGUAAUUUUAUAUGUUUCAAAUGCAAACAUUAAGCCAUUUUGUUGUUGAGAAAGGACAAUAAAACCCUUGCCCCUUUCAAAGUUGCUUUAAUUUCUUUAAGUCAAAACAAAUGGCUGUUAGCAUAAUUACCUCACACAGUUACCUAGAUAAACUAGAGGCUCCCAGUGUGAACACUGGAGUUUUACUUGUAGCGGGUCUAGAGAGAGGAGAAGCAAACACAUACUCUGUGCACAGGCACAGAGCCACAAGCUUUCUAUAUUCCAUUCUUUUAUUUAUUAGUGGAGUUUGCUAACAUUAUUCCCAUUUUUCAUCUGAAAAGACUAAGGACUGGUGAGGACACUCAGGGCAAAUAGCCAAUGGGAAAUAAGUUUUCUGUCUGCAAAAUCUGGUUUUAUUAUUUUUUUUAAGCAUAGCACAUAGCAAAAUAGUAAAAAACUAAAAGUGCACAUUAAAACUUAUAGGGACAUAGUAGCAACUUCAUUUUAAGUGAAACUUGCUGCACUUUUCCACCAUCUAUUGAAAGACUGCCAGAAAAAAAAUAUGACUGAUCAUCAGAAAUCUGUUGUUUGCAUCCAUGGACUAGAGUUUUCACCAUCUUCCUUCCCCUAGCAUCUUGGGACAUAGCUAACCCUGCCUAACUUGGAUUUUUUCUUCAGGAUCAUUGUGCAGAGCAGUUCUUUAACUCUCAGGGAUUUUUAAUAAGAAAAAUUAUUUUAAAAAUUUUUUAACGUUUAUUUAUUUUUGAGACAGAGGGAGACAGAGCAUGAACAGGGGAGGGUCAGAGAGAGAGGGAGACACAGAAUCCGAAACAGGCUCCAGGCUCUGAGCUGUCAGCACAGAGCCCGACACGGGGCUCGAACUCACGGACCAUGAGAUCAUGACCUGAGCCGAAGUCGGACGCUUAACCGACUGAGCCACCCAGGCGCCCCAAGAAGAAUUAUUUUUUAAAAACCUGACUUAUCACUGUUGAAUGAAGCAGUCGUAACCGCCCAAAACACUGAUAUCUGUGGGUGUGAAUGCUCAUGUGCUCAUACAAACACACGUGUGUGUGUGUGUGUGUGUGUGUGUGUGUGUGUAUGUGUUUACCAGAGUGUUUCAGAAAGCUUUUGCAAGACAGAGAUUACAUAGGGAAUUAGGGCAGUGCAAAUGCUAACUGCUGGUAGAGUUCACAAAGAGUUGGUUUGUGCUUACUCAUAUGUUCAAUCCUUUGGCCACAUGCCAGUGUUUAUGUGCUUUGGACAGUCAUUCAUUUAUUGUAUUUAAUCAACAGAUGGAGUAUGUGUACCUUCUCUGUGGCAGGCACGUAGAUGCUUGAGGUUAAUAGUGGUGGAAGAAAGAGCAUGAUCCCUGACUUCAGUAUUGCUAAGUUAUAGAGACAGGCAACAAUUUAAAACACUAUACAAUUAAAUGUAAAAUUAGAUCAGUAACAACAGUUACAAUGGACAGGCCAGAAUGCCAAGAGAUAUAGAUAUGAAAGGCCAUUUAUGAAUCCAAAGGGUCAGGGAUGUUUUCUCUGGGAAAGAAAUGAUGAACCUGAAGGAGGAUCAAGCACUGCUUUUAGUCCGGGGAAGGUAGAAGAGGUCGUUCCUCAAUGCAUUGAAGCCCUGAGGCAGGAGGGAAACUCCAGAGAUGCAGAGAGCCUGAGUGAAGGGUUUGAAAGGGUGAAGAAGUGAAGGAAGGAAAGACACACCCUCAAAGGUAAUAUAAUGAGCUGAAUAAGGAUUUUGUUUGGGGAUCCUGAAUAAAACAUAUCCAUUUGGCUAAAAAGUAAAAGCAGAAUCUUUUUAGAGCUUUUAAUACACCUACCCUGGGGUAUUUCUUAUGCUGGCAAAGGUAAUUUGAAUUAGGUUUAAGAACAGUCUUUAAGGCUUUCAAUAUUUAUAUUUGAUAAUAAGAGAACAUAGCCUGCCCAGGGAGUUAUGUACACACAUUCAAGGACAGAAUUUAUUUUAGUUGAAAAUAAAUUCAGGGAGAGGGAGGAAAGAAAUAGUUUGUAAGUUCAGGACACAAUCAUUUUUAGUGGUGAUUUUGCUUUCCUUAGAACAUUCUUGGAAUCUUAUUAACAUGUCAGCAAACCAGAGAAUUUCGGGAAGAGAUAGUAAGGAAUUAAUAACUGGGUUUUUCCAGGCUCCAAGAUCUGAGAAGACAGAGAUCUUGUUAGCUGAUUAGGGUAGUAAGAUUAAACAAAUCACUUCAGGUUUACAUCGCAUCAUGUGUUGCGACUGUGGCUGGGAAGUUUAAAAAGAGUUUAAAAAAUGAAAAACAUGAAGUGCAACUUAAGGAUGAAGCAAUGGCUUAAAUAAUAAUAUAUACAAAGAUAUCUUAUAGUCUUGUAACAAAUCCUUCCAGAGGAAUUUUAAACCCAUGUCCAAACAUUCUGUUCUUAUAAAUAUAUUCUAAUAUUUUUAUGAAUCACUUUUA